AUCAUCGACCAGAACGCGGGGGUGCGCGGCGCGCCCGACCUGUCCGAGUGCACCAUCAAGACGGUGGUGGUGAAGCACGCCUUCCUCAUCUCCACCGUGGUGUUCUUCCUCGGGCCCGUGUCCGUCAUCACCUGCCUGUACGUCCGCAUCGCCGUCAAGCUGCGCCAGGUCAAGCGGCACCGCAUCCGCUGCACCAACCAGGGCCAGGGCCAGGGCCACGUGUUCCGCAUCCUGGUGGCCGUGGUGGUGACCUUCUUCAUGUGCUGGGCUCCGUUCCACGCGCAGCGCCUCAUCGCCGUGUACGUGGACCCGGGCGACACGCCCGAGGAGGAGGAGCGCUUCGCCACCAUGUUCAACAUCGUCACCUACAUCUCGGGCGUGCUGUACUUCAUGUCCACCAUGAUCAACCCCAUCCUGUACCACAGCAUGUCCAACAAGUUCAAAGAGGCGUUCUGGGACACCAUCUACCGCGACUUCCACGGCUUCAACUGCAUCACCAUCCCGGAGCACUGGAAGAAGAAGCAGGAGAGCCGGUACAACACGCGGCGCGGCCAGCAGGACUGGCGCAGCAGGAACGGCGCGUCGGGCGAGCAGCAGGCCAGCGGCCGGAAGCGCCGGCAGAGCAGCAGCAUGUUCGAGCUCCAGCCCUUGGGUUCGACCGCAGCCAACACCACCACCACUACCAGCGCCAUCGUGUCUGCGGACGCCCAGUCGUCGCUCUCCGCCAGGAUGGGCAGGAGCGCCGUGGUGGACGUCAACAAGCUGCACACUGAGCUGUACCUCAACGGCGGACGGAGCGCAAGCGGGCUGCCUCCGCUGCUGCGGUCGCAGUCCAUGUACAGCACGCCCGUGGUGCAGCGCGCGCUGUGGGGUGCUGCUGGCGGCGCCCGGGGCCCGCCGCCGCGCCGCAGCCGCACCGUCGAGGUGCUCGACGACACGGUGCGGAUGCAGCUGUCCACCAAGGGGAUGCUCCUCGGCCGCAGCGAGGACGGCGACGACGCCGCCGCCCUGACAGCCGCCACCACCCUGACGGCCGCCCCCACCGCCCGCGUCGCCGGGAUGCUCACGCUCGAGCUCCCCGUCAACCGGGACCUGCCGCAGGGGAAGCGCGCCGCGAAGGACGCCCUGCUGGACGCGUCGGCCCUGGACGCCAUCGUGCCGUACCCGGCGACGCCGUCCCCGCCCGGGUCUGCGCCGCCCAGCCCCGCCUACGUGCCGCUGCACAGCCGCAGCGCCUCGCCCGCCUCUCCCGCCACCACCCCGGUGUACGUCGUGCGCGGCGGGCCCCCCGACUCGCCGCCCUACCUGCCACCCAGGGUCGUGGAGCUCUACCGCAAGAACGAGGCCGUCCCUGAGCCCGGCUGGGUCUGAGGCGUAUGCGUCGCUGCCCCGCAAAACACUUUUUGUUUGCGACCUUGUGAUAUAUUAUUUAUUAUUAAAUUCGCGCGGGCUCCUGGUCAAAGACAUUCCUCUCUGGCUCUAGUUAGCUCCACUGGCCAGAACUAUACUGUGAUCUCAGGACACACGCAACAACAAACAAAAAGCUGUGACAUUUUGACCCGGCCAAAUACUUUCCUCGCCCUCAAAUUUUGAAAAAAGAGGAAAUCAAACGAUCUGCCGAGCCAAACGAGCACUCGUCGACUGAUCUCUGCCUUUUGGCCAAAGCGAAGGUUGUGAUGUUUACUAAUUAUAAAAGGGGCAACGCGCAGGUCCCUGUGGUGUGGUUGUCUUUGAACCAUGUUGAACUAAACGUUCACUUGAUUGCUCCAAACUUACCUGAUACCUGACUUAUCGUAGGUGUAUGUGUGUGUGUGUGUCGUAGUUUAAAAGUGUUAAAAAUCAUCAUCGAAAUGAUUCACAGUGUACACUGCACAAUUAGGGUGUGGUUGUCUCGUACUACCUUCCUGGCAGUCGUAGUCUCUCUGUCUUAUGUGUGUUUAUGGCCUUGCUGUAUUGAGUGUUUGUUUUAAAAUCCGAUGCCUCCUAACGACAAAGUUCGAUCUUCAACGGCACGGUUACACAAAGUUCGAUCUUCAGCGGCCCGGUUACACAAAGUUCGAUCUGCGGCGGCCCGGUUACACAAAGUCCGAUGUGCAGCGGCACGGUUACACAAAGUUCGAUCUGCUUUUCGCCGCUCGCGGGAGUCGCAAGUUUAGACCUCUACCACAGUCUUGUUGCGAUAGCAUUCAGUUUUUUCUUUGGAGUAUGUUCUUCUUUGAUCUUUUACAAACAUGAAGCAGUUUUUACUUUUUUUCUAUCGGCAAUAUUUUCGAGAAUAUGAAUACAUUUAGGCUGCGCUGCAGAAACCGCCGGAAUGUAGAUCGAACUUUGUGUAAACCGGGCCGCCGCAGAUCGAACUUUGUGUAACCGGGCCGCUGAAGAUCGAACUUUGUGUAACCGUGCCGCUGAAGAUAGAACUUUGUCGUUAGGAGGCAUCGAAUCGUUAUACUAUACUUCUCUGUAUCGAACAAUUGAAAAACACCGACGGUUUCAAUUGUUCUCCAUCGCUCUCUAGCUUUGUCUAUUUUCCGUCGUCUACUACUUUCGGCCAGAACAAAAAAAAAGAAAGAAAAGACAACAACAACAUCAACAACAACAACAACAACAACAACAACAACAACAACAACAACAACAAACGAAAACAAAACAUAAAACCUUUGCACUAUUUUUUCCUUGUAUUUUUCUAUUCCUUGCCUGUGUGCCAAAAUAAAAAAAGACAUCUUGUCGAAUUUCCUUA
This is a messenger RNA of Frankliniella occidentalis (western flower thrips), 2737 nucleotides long. RefSeq lists its product as uncharacterized. The record is from RefSeq and is a predicted model, not a curated record. Gene Ontology annotation, cellular component: plasma membrane. Gene Ontology annotation, molecular function: neuropeptide receptor activity. The transcript has 6 exons. Gene Ontology annotation, biological process: neuropeptide signaling pathway. The coding region runs from base 259 to 1371 and encodes 370 amino acids. Lineage: Eukaryota; Metazoa; Arthropoda; Insecta; Thysanoptera; Thripidae.